AACUUUAAGCACAAUAAAAUGGCGACGUCUUUGGGAUCUAACACGUAUAAUCGGCAGAACUGGGAGGAUGCGGAUUUCCCUAUUUUGUGCCAGACUUGUCUUGGAGAAAACCCCUAUAUCCGAAUGACCAAAGAAAAAUAUGGAAAAGAAUGCAAGAUCUGUGCCAGGCCGUUCACAGUUUUCCGUUGGUGCCCUGGUGUUCGUAUGCGUUUUAAGAAGACUGAAGUGUGCCAAACGUGCAGCAAGCUGAAGAAUGUUUGUCAGACUUGCCUUCUUGACUUGGAAUAUGGUUUACCUAUUCAGGUUCGUGAUGCUGGAAUCUCACUUAAAGAUGAUAUGCCCAAGUCGGAUGUUAAUAAAGAGUAUUACACCCAAAAUAUGGAAAGAGAGAUCAUGAAUUCUGAUGGCACUCGAGCUGUUGGUACACUUGGAAAGGCAACAUCUACCAGUGACAUGCUGCUAAAAUUGGCUCGGACCACCCCUUACUAUAAGCGCAACCGCCCUCAUAUUUGUUCAUUCUGGGUGAAAGGAGAAUGUAAAAGGGGAGAAGAGUGUCCUUACAGACAUGAAAAACCUACAGAUCCAGAUGAUCCUCUUGCAGAUCAGAACAUUAAAGAUCGCUACUAUGGUAUAAAUGAUCCUGUGGCUGACAAGCUCCUCAAGCGAGCUUCUACAAUGCCUCGUCUGGACCCCCCUGAUGACAAGACAAUUACCACACUGUAUGUCGGUGGUCUGGGCGAUACUAUCACUGAGUCUGACCUU
Molecule: messenger RNA, 762 nt
Organism: Protobothrops mucrosquamatus (brown spotted pit viper)
Lineage: Eukaryota; Metazoa; Chordata; Lepidosauria; Squamata; Viperidae
Gene: RBM22
Product: RNA binding motif protein 22
Exons: 7
Cellular component (GO): U2-type catalytic step 1 spliceosome; Prp19 complex; U2-type catalytic step 2 spliceosome
Molecular function (GO): metal ion binding; U6 snRNA binding; pre-mRNA binding
Source: RefSeq, a predicted model, not a curated record